CGGAGAAGUCCCAGUCUACACACAAUCUCUUCCCAGCUCUAAAUCUCUUUCAAUUCAGAAGCUCACAGUUGUCUCUAGCCUGGGCACCUACACCUUGGAGCGGCCACCGAGAGAAGUUGCCCUUCGAUGCUGAGUGGCCAGGAUAAGCCCAAAGAUUGUCUUCUCAAAGUUCAUUGAAGGCCCAGAAGGAACAUCACCUUGAUCAUCCAAAGCCAAAGAGAAGACUUUGGAGACACCAUUUCUCUGAGCAUGAUGUCCUACAUCAAGCAACCACAUUAUGCCGUCAAUGGGUUAACUUUGGCCGGACCUGGGAUGGAUUUAUUGCAUUCAGCCGUUGGAUACCCCACGACUCCACGGAAGCAAAGACGUGAGCGCACCACCUUCACGCGGGCCCAGCUAGAUAUCCUGGAGGCCCUCUUUGCCAAGACUCGCUACCCGGACAUCUUCAUGCGCGAAGAGGUUGCCCUGAAGAUCAAUCUGCCUGAAUCCAGAGUCCAGGUGUGGUUCAAAAACCGCCGGGCCAAAUGUCGCCAGCAGCAACAACAGAGCAGCGGACAGGCCAAAGCCCGGCCGGCUAAGAAGAAAAGCUCUCCAGCCCCUGAGACCAGUUCCGAAACCAGCGCCAAUGGGCAGUACAGCCCUCUGCCCACCGGCACCUCGGUGGCACCCAGCUCGAGCGCCAGCGCCACUGUCUCCAUCUGGAGCCCGGCUUCCAUCUCGCCGCUCCCAGACCCGCUGGCCUCCUCCACCACUCCCUGCAUGCAGAGGUCGGCUGCCUUCCCCAUGACCUACACCCAGGCGCCGGGUUACACCCAGACCUACGCUGGCUCAACUUCCUACUUCAGUAGCCUUGACUGCAGCUCCUACCUGUCUCCCAUGCACCCCCAGCUCUCCGCACCUGGCGCAGCGCUGAGCCCCCUGGCCACCCCAACCAUGGGCAGCCACCUGAGUCAGUCCCCGGCUACCCUCUCCAGCCAGGGCUACAGCGGCGCAGGCAUGGGCUUCAGCUCGGUGGAUUGCCUGGACUACAAGGACCCCACCGCCUCCUGGAAGCUCAACUUCAAUGCCGCCGAUUGCUUGGAUUACAAAGAUCAAAGUUCUUGGAAGUUCCAAGUCUUGUGAAUGGCGGGCCUGGGGACCCACCUCGGAGGAAGCUCUCGUUUUCCUCGAUCUUGUCUUGGUGGAUCAACCAUUUUUCCUCUCCACUCUUGGACUGUGAGAUAUUCUGCCUCUUUGCUCGAUCUUCUCGUCUUUUCCUUUUCCCUUCCCCGGUCCUGCCUAUCUAAACAUCUGCCAUAGCUUGCUUUUUUCUACCGCUUGGGGAAGCCAACAGCUUUUGAGAGGUCAAAUUGGAGAAGUUAGGAGCCCAGGGCUUGGGGACACAAAACUGCUUUCCAUCAGGCCUUGGGGCUCUUCACCCUUCAGCACCCCAGUUCACCUGAACUGAUGAUUGGACUUCUUGGAAGGGCUGAAGCCCAGACUGGGGAGGGCCUUCUCGCUUCCUUCCAGCAGGACUCAACUCCACUCAUUGGAAGGUCAACAGCCAUGGUGAAGACCAGCCCACAGGACUUUCCAGAAUUUAGUCUCCAGAGGAUUCUGUUUCUUCUGAACCUCCUGAUUCACCACUGCGAGGAUGAGCAACCCAGGUAUCAACCGGUGUCCCAACAGACCUAUCAUGGCAGCCAGCACCCAACAGGAAGACAUCCAUUUUGCAGGAGUCAACGGUUCAGUAGUGUUGUUUGGACCAGAGGUCCAACUCCAUCUCUUUGUCCUCACCUGAGUUUCUGAGUUGAGAUAGCUUCAGGGGGCUUUUGAGUUGACCAGGCUCCUUUUGGCAUUUUCUUCAGUUCUUUGGGAGGGAUAGUUUUUAUUAGCACAUCAUAGAGCGUUACACAAGAGCCAGUUGUGAGUUCCUGCUUAGUUUAUCCUCCAAAAAUCCUGGUCCACGUGUCUCCUCAACCCAUGAGGCUCGUUCCAACAGGAGGGGAGAAAGCCCACCCAUGAAAGAUGGAGUCUCAAGCUAUGGAGAAGUCUCUUAAGGGUCUGCACUCAGAUCCUCCAGGAACAGAGUCUGGUCCGAAAGUCAGGGCUACAUCCGUCGUAACCACUGUAAGAGUAUACACCUUAGUCUCCUCCUUCAAGUCCAUCUGAGAGUGCUUUGCUCCACAAUGAGGUCCUCCUAGCCUUCUUCUCUUAGCUGGUUUCUUCUUUGUGCAAGCAACUACACCGAGAAGCUAAGAGGCUUAACCUUGGGCCAGGGGAAUUAAAAUUACCUUUUAAUCAACCAUCUCAAAUUUGCAGAGGAGCGAAAUCCACCGCAGGAUCAAUCCAUCUACCUAAUUCAUUCUCAGAAAUCUGUUAAGAAUAUUCCAGCAAAUCCCUUUGUGGCUUUCCUAUCUUCCCAACUGCCCCCCCCCCCAACCCUUAGUUGGAGAGACUAAAACAGAAGAGCUGACCCAAGGUAUGUAGAUAGACACAACCGUAAAAAUCAUCCAUCUGGAUAAGAUAUCAGAUGGUGCAUGAAGAAAUUGCUGAUCUUCCAGGGUAUUUUUCCCCCCACCCCACCCAGUGCAAAAUAGGACCCAGUGAAAAAUAGAAGGCCAGCUUUUAAACUUGUUUUGUCCCUGCAUUUGCAGAGAUUAAUGGGAAUUUUUAAAGCCUUCGGAGGGUGGGGAGGAGAGAAGUAAAAUGAUGUGGUUUGAUUCGAAGCAUUCGAUUUGAAUCGUGCAAGAGAACCAAUGCAGAAUCGCUCCGCUUUUUAUGAAAACCGCAACAUUGGACGUUCACUUAGGGAACUCAUUGAUUCUUCCCCCCCACCUUUUUGUAAAAUAAAAAUAAAAAUUAAUAAAUGUUCUAUCCAUUUUGUAAAAAAAAAAAUUAAAGGACAGCAUGGGUGCCCCCGGAAAAAAGGUUGGUGGAAGGAGAGUAAUUGUGAAAAUGUCUUUUUAAGAAGGAAACGCUUUGAUGAUUUUUUUUCCCCCUUCCCAAUUUUUGAUUAAAAAAAAAAACAUAAUAGAAGUUCUAACUGAAUUUUGAAAAAAUUAUAAAAUAGGACAGCAUGGGCACCCUUAAAAAAAAAAGUUAGUGGAAGGAAGGAGGUAUAAUUGUCAUCAUCGAAAAGUUUUUUUAACUAGGAAACACUUUGAUGACAUUUCUCCCCUGUCCAAAUUUUGUAAAAAAUAAUAAUAAUAAUAAUAAACCUAAUCAAGAAUUCCAACAGAAUUUUUUUAAAAAUGUAGAAUAAGCAACAUGCACCCUUUAAAAAAAAAAGGGAUAGCAAAUUGUCAACUUGUCAAACCAUCUUUUUUAACUGUUGCUUUCAUCUGCAGGCAAAAUGUUUUGCUAAUUGUGCACAAUCCAUUCUGAAUCCAGUGCUGAUUAAAAUAGGAAUCCACAUUUUAUACAACAGUCCCAGCGAUCAUUUUCCAUUCACGCCUAAACUGGAGGGAAGGUUUUUGUAUUUUAUGGUCACUACAUUAAUCCUUUAGAAUUUUAAAUGGCAAUGAAACCUCUUUUGCUAGUCAUUUUUUUAAACAUUGGAUUAAAGAGGUGACAAGCAGGCUGGAAAUAAAUAAAUGCAGAAAUCUAACAUUUUCUAUGGCUUCAUUUAUCAAAAGCUGUAUUUUAUUAAACUGUACAGGUAAAAAAUAGUGAUAAGUGUUUAAUAUAUAUAUAUAAUAUUAUUUUUACUUCUUUCCAAUGCAUUUAAGAACUGGACUUUUCAAAUUUAAAAUAAAUGCUUGGUAUUAGAUUAUUAUUAUUUUUUUUUAGUCUAGUUAUCUUAGUCACUUUUUUAACAAAAGAAACAACUUGUCCUUUUGCUGUAGCCGAGAAACAUUUCAUGCAAAUUAUUAUUUUUGUGAAUGGAUCUCUAUUUAUUAUUGUCUUAGUCUGUGGCAAGCUGUUUCCUGUGCAGUUACAUCGAAUUGUUGGUGGAUUAAAAAAAAAAAAAAGCAAA
Pantherophis guttatus is the source of this 3958-nucleotide messenger RNA. RefSeq names its product cone-rod homeobox (gene CRX). Gene Ontology annotation, biological process: regulation of transcription by RNA polymerase II; multicellular organism development. The record is from RefSeq and is a predicted model, not a curated record. Gene Ontology annotation, cellular component: nucleus. Gene Ontology annotation, molecular function: RNA polymerase II cis-regulatory region sequence-specific DNA binding; DNA-binding transcription factor activity, RNA polymerase II-specific. NCBI's taxonomy places the organism in Eukaryota, Metazoa, Chordata, Lepidosauria, Squamata, Colubridae.